Messenger RNA from Patiria miniata (bat star), 3822 nucleotides. RefSeq names its product myotubularin-related protein 2-like. Lineage: Eukaryota; Metazoa; Echinodermata; Asteroidea; Valvatida; Asterinidae. Gene Ontology annotation, molecular function: phosphatidylinositol-3,5-bisphosphate 3-phosphatase activity. The record is from RefSeq and is a predicted model, not a curated record. The transcript has 16 exons. The coding region runs from base 120 to 2099 and encodes 659 amino acids. Gene Ontology annotation, biological process: dephosphorylation.
ACUGUACCGUGCCUUCGACAGAUUUGGCUGCGGUGUUUAAUUAUAAUUCCGUGUUGUGAAACUGAAAGAGUAAUUUUUCCUGUAAAUGACUUAAGAUAUAUCAACGAAAUCCCACAAAAAUGGAGAGCAAUGGAAGUCUAGAAGAAGUGGAAGAGACGCCGCAGCCGUCCAAGCAUGUUCGCCAGUCCAGCGGGUCGAGUUUAGACAACGUAACGUUGGCCAUUCCUGUCGUGUCGCGGCCGCCGCCGCAGCCGCAGCCGCAGCAGCAGCAGCAGGGCGGAUCACCGACCGACAACGCCUCCACGGAACCGCCGGCUGACCGCCACGAUCGUGAGCCAGAGGAAGCGAAGUCAUCCGGGGGCAAGCCAGUACAGUCCGAGGAUUUACCGCUUCUGCUUGGGGAGAAAAGCGAAGAAGCAGCGAAGGAUGUGACUUAUUUAUGCCCAUUCACCGGGCCGGUCAGGGGCACGCUCUAUAUCACCAACUACAAGUUAUAUUUCAAAGGAGUUGAGAGGGAGCCACCGUUCAUUCUGGAUGUACCGCUGGGAUCUAUCUACAGAGUGGAGAAGGUGGGCGGGGCAACAAGCCGGGGGGAGAACUCCUACGGGCUAGAGAUUUUCUGCAAGGACAUGCGGAACUUGAGGUUCGCCCAUAAGCACGAGCAGCACUCCAGGCGGAAUGUCUACGAGAAGCUACAGACCUUUGCCUUCCCGUCAUCCAACAAAUUGCCACUGUUUGCUUUUGAGUACAAGAAUUUCCACAGCGAAGACGGCUGGGCUGUAUAUGAUCCCAUGAGCGAGUUGAAGAGACAGGGUGUGCCCAACGAGAGUUGGCGUAUCAGCAAGAUCAACGAGGGGCAUCAGUUCUGCGAUACCUACGCUGCUGUGUUUGCAGUACCAGCAGCAGCAGAUGAUGAGCUACUCAGACAGGUAGCCGCUUUCAGGAGUAAAAACAGAAUCCCUAUACUAUCGUGGAUUCACCCCCAGAGCCACGCCACCAUCACACGGUGCAGCCAGCCCCUGGUAGGCGUCGGCGGCCGACGAAGCAAAGAAGACGAGAAGUACAUCCAGAUGCUGCUGGAUGCCAACGCGCAGUCCCACAAACUGGUCAUCAUGGACGCCAGGCCUAGCGUCAAUGCUGUCGCCAACAAGGCCAAAGGAGGCGGUUAUGAAAACGAAGAUACGUAUCAGAAUGCUGAAGUCAUUUUCUUAGACAUCCACAACAUCCACGUCAUGAGAGAGAGUUUGCGUAAACUGAAGGACAUCUGUUAUCCCAGCAUAGACGAUCACCACUGGUUAUCCAACUUGGAAGCAACUCACUGGCUGGAACACAUCAAGAUGGUUCUCGCUGGCGCGGUGCGCAUCGCCGAUCGCAUCGAGAGCCAGAAGACGUCCGUCGUGGUCCACUGCAGCGACGGCUGGGACAGGACCUCCCAACUGACUGCCUUGGCCCUCCUGAUGCUGGAUCCUUUCUAUAGAACCAUCAGGGGGUUUGAGGUGCUGGUGGAGAAAGAGUGGAUCGAGGUCGGCCACAAAUUUGCUCAGCGCCAUGGUCAUGGAGAUAAGAAUCACGCCGAUGCAGAUCGCUCCCCCAUCUUCGCACAAUUCAUGGAUUGCGUCUGGCAGAUUACAGUACAAUUUCCCAAUGCGUUUGAGUUCAACGAGCAUUUCCUCAUCACCAUCUUGGACCAUCUGUACAGCUGCCUGUUUGGCACGUUCCUCUACAACUGCAUGAAGGAUCGCGUCAAGGAACAAGUGAAGACCAAGACCAUCUCCCUGUGGUCCUACAUCAACAGCAGCAAGGAGGAGUUCAGCAAUCCCAUGUACGCUGCCUACCAUCACCAGCACGUGCUGUUCCCUGUAGCCAGCAUGAGGCGCAUUGAGCUCUGGACGGGCUACUACAUCCGCUGGAACCCCAGGAUGAGACCUCAGGAGCCAAUCAACCAGAGGAACCGUGACCUGAUCGAGCUACGCUCCUUCCUUCAGAAGCAAGUCGAGGAGCUACAGAAGGAGAUCGAGGCCAGGGAUCUGGGAGUGCAAUCGGGUCAAGUGGGCGGCACCUCCUCACCGCCCAGGGUAGCCAGUCCCAUCAACGCUUAAUGCUUGAAACGGUCUCAUACGUCAUGUUUACCAAAUCUCUAUGGAUGAGGAACAAUCACUGGUGUAAACAGAAGUGGAGGAGUGUUUGGAAGUGGUGUUUUGUUUUUGGAAGUGGCUUUAUUGUCAAGUCAGUCACCAGUCAAACACAAGUCAUCCAGUCCUGAAUCCUACUACUGGAUAGCCAGUCUCACUAAUGCUUGGAGCUUCAAUGGUCUUGAACGUCGUGUUCAUCAAAAUCCCGAGAGGUUAUGGCAGACUCAAGACCUUAGGGGUCACCAUUGGGGGAGAAGUGUGUUUUGAGAAAGUGUUGGAGUCGAGUCCAUCACGUCAAUCCGGUUCGUUAGUAAAAACGUCAUACACGCGCGCCCACCAUGGAUUACUAGCGCUCAUUGGCUACAAACGCUCGAGCUGCGUUAACUUCCGGUUCCAAUCGUGCAGAAAGUGCUGGAGGUGACGUCACACUAACGAACCGGAUAGACAUCAUUCAGUACAUCAACUCAUACACUAUUCAAAAAUGUGAAAAUAAUUCUGGUUAUGAUUCUGCCCAUUAUCUUCCCUUUGUGAUGUUGACAACACGUCCUUUAUACACAAAACUGUCUAGAAAUGCCUGUAGUCACAAAACCUUAGAAAUCCCAGGACUCCAAUCGAGUUUCAGAUGAGCUCAAUGAGUUCUGAAGAGUUCAGAAUUGUUUGCGAAGUGACUGAAGCCCAGAGGUCGAGUCCUGACAUUUUAUAAUACAACAUGAAUCCUGAUGACGAGUCGCGAUGAGUCUUGAUGAGCUUCAGCGAGUAGUACUACUCAUCAAUUUGUAUAUACUCAAAAUCUCUGUGCUAAUUUUUACCUUGCCUGUUGCAUGUUUUUUUUAUGAGUAAUUUCCACAGCAGUGUUUGUAAAAUGCCGCGUAUCAUUCUGUGUAUUUAUUAUUUAACAAGUUUCAGAUCCAAGUCCGGAGCCAAUACCAAUUAUGUGGAACUGCGCUCAGGAGCUGAAGUCGUUUGAAUUUUAGGUUGGACUGCCUUUAUCAUCUGCAAGCAAAUUUGAAUCAGCGCUGAUUCAUCAACCAACAAAAACAGCUUUUUUGAUACUAUACAAAUAAUGACUGUUUAUGAGGGCGAUGGUGAGAAGAAUUUCAUGAGGUGACAGAUGGAAUGUUCCAUUCCACGAGGUGAAGCCUAGUGGAAGAGUCCAUUCGUCACCUCAUGAAAUUGUUCUUUUCAUAGCAUGAAUGUGAAACAUUCAAUAUUUGUUUUAUACAACGCCCAACUAAAUAUCCUUAUCAUUGGAAAUAUUUACCGUGGAUGGAACUUCUAUUUUUGCUGUGCGGCCGCGCCGUGCAUUGGAACGAGUAAUUGACAUGCGACAAUUACCAUAGCCUUAUAACAUGGGAUGAGGUAUAUGAUUUUACCCCACAAGUAAUAUUAAAUGGGUAAAAACUAUUUGUAAUGAACCGAAAAUGUAGAUAUUUAUUGUACUCAUCAUGUUUUAUACUUCGUGAAACUAUAUAUGUUCGUCCGCAACAAGUUUUUUCCUAUUGGAGUAGUUACUUGAUAUAGUCUUUUAGCAAUUGUAGAUUGGGCCAGUGUAUUUAUAAUCAGUGUAUGUUAGUCAGGGCAGCAACAUUAGUGUUUGAUUUAAACAUCUCUUCUAAAUUAUUCAUAAAAAAUGUAUCAAAUAUGACUUUCAGUCAACGUGUUGAUCGUGUAAAUAAAACAGAAGCCAAAA